UGCAGAUAAUACCGCAGCCCCAGCCUGAUUUGCCGGGCAGUCUGACAGCCAGGCCGCUUGCCCGACGUGUGGGACCGCGGCCCGUAAACAGCAGCCUGGCCUGGCGCACGCCUCAGGAGUCAGCGCGCUGCGAGGCUCACCAUGAAGCGGGCUCUGGCUCUGAUCGGCCUGGCCUUCCUGUCGGUGCUCUGGGCUGGGGGCGCUCAGCAGACGGUGGACGACACCUGCUCCGUGCAGAUUCUCGUCCCCGGCCUCAAAGGGGAUGCUGGAGAGAAGGGGGACAAAGGCGCACCAGGACGGCCUGGAAGAGUCGGCCCCACGGGAGAGAAAGGAGACGUGGGUGACAAAGGACAGAAAGGCGGUGUAGGGCGCCAUGGAAAAAUUGGUCCCAUCGGUUCUAAAGGUGAAAAAGGAGAUUCUGGUGACAUAGGACCCCCUGGCCCUAAUGGAGAACCAGGCGUCCCGUGUGAGUGCGGCCAGCUGAGGAAGGCGGUCGGGGAGACAGACAACCAGGUGGCGCAGAUCACAGCGGAGCUGAAGUUCAUCAAACACGCCGUCGCGGGCGUGCGCGAGACGGAGCGGAAGAUCUACCUGCUGGUGAAGGAGGAGAAGCGCUACGUGGACGCGCAGCUGGCCUGCCAGGGCCGGGGUGGCACGCUGGGCAUGCCCAAGGACGAGGCCGCCAACGGGCUGCUGGCCGCCUACAUCGCGCAGGCCGGCCUGGCCCGCGUCUUCAUCGGCAUCAACGACCUGGAGCGGGAGGGCACCUUCGUCUACGCGGACCGCUCGCCCAUGCAGACCUUCAGCCAGUGGCGCAGCGGGGAGCCCAACAACGCCUACGACGAGGAGGACUGCGUGGAGCUGGUGGCCUCCGGGGGCUGGAACGACGUGGCCUGCCACCUCACCAUGCACUUCCUCUGCGAGUUCGACAAGGAGCACGUGUAGCGGGGGCCCUGCCGCCCCAGCGUCGGCGGGUGGCUGCCGGCUGCCGCCGCGGGUGGGAGGCCCUGCCGGCCACGUGGUCCCCAGGCAGGAGUGCGGGGUCCCCGGUAAAGGCUCCUUUUCUGAAUCUUAGAGAAUGGUGCAUGCUUAGGCGAAAAAGAAAAAAAAAAAAAAGUGUUUCUGGGUAUUAUUUCUGAAGAACUAAAGUUUUAUUAUUUGUAGUGUAGACAAAAUGUUCGUUAGGUGGUUAUUACUCAGAAUUGCUCUUGGCUCUGUGCAAAGUAUGAAACGAGACCUUUAAAUGUUAUAACGGUUAAGUACAAACAAUGGUAGUGAGGUCUUAAGUGACUACCUUCCUUUUAAUUUCUAUAUGGAAAAGAAUCCUCUUAGCUUAGAUCAAUGCUUCUGUAAAAGUAGAAACUAUUUUGCUUUGCUGCAAACCCAGAUUUCAGGAAAAAGAAAGGUAAAUGCUCCGAAUUUGACAACUGAAUGUGUGGUGUCAUCCUGUUCUCUCAAUGUCUUCUCCAGCGGUAUUCGUUAUCUCUUCCUGGAUCACGGUCACCCCCAAACAGCGACUCACGACAAAGCAUCAGUGUCCCCGCAGGUCCUGUGGGGUGGGACUGCACCCAGAGCUCGGGGGGGUUCUGUCUCACCAGCCACACUCGACCGUGAGGUUGCUGGUGGGAUUC
Molecule: messenger RNA, 1631 nt
Organism: Kogia breviceps (pygmy sperm whale)
Lineage: Eukaryota; Metazoa; Chordata; Mammalia; Artiodactyla; Physeteridae
Gene: COLEC11
Product: collectin subfamily member 11
Source: RefSeq, a predicted model, not a curated record